CAGAAAGAACUAAUGCUAGAUCUUGAAUCGAGCUUUGUUGUCGACUGGUUAUUUGAUAUUAUUUUCCUAAUUAUUUAAAUUAGUGGAUGAUGUUCUCGUUAUAAACUUAAGCACAGAUAUACAUCAGGUGUUGCACAAUCGAUGCAAGUCAGAGUAUGAGCGAGUCGAACAGGGCGAGUUCCAGUUAUGUUGGAAAUAUCCCACGUUUUGAUUUCUCUUUUGAGACUGGCAGUGAAACCUCCGACAUCCGGGGAACACCAUCGGUGGAAUCUAUAUUCAAUUUUACAGAUGUUAUUCCAGCUUUUAUUGAAUCGCCAUUUCUGAACCAGAGACGUCGUACAACCCCGGUACACGUAUUCGACUUCCGGAAGCCAGUCGCUCCUCUUGAGUUACUGCAGGCCAGUCGCAUUGUUUUGGAAGAUGAUCUUAUGGACACAAACUCAUUAUCAGGAAAGUUGAAUGUACUACCGGAGUAUGUAAUAGUCAGUUCUGACAGUACGAAAAAGAUUGCAGUCAUAGUGGAUCGGUUAUAUACAAAGAGAAAUCUAUUUUUACUAAUAAACUGUUAUCAUGAUAAUUAUCCCAGAAUUCUCUACUGUGUAUGUGUAGAUGAACACAUUACUGUGUCUCAACUGAUUUAUGCAAUUUCAGAGAAACAGGCACAGAAAGAUCAAGGAAAGGUAUGUUUGCUUGUACAAGGACGAAUUGUUCACAGUUCUGCAGAAAAGGUUAUUAACCUCGGUUUAAAUAACCUUGUAGAAUGCAAACCCAUCAAUCAGCGACCAAUAACUUUAAAAUGUCGUUAUCAUGUAACACCAAAAGUGGAAUUUCUGUAUUACCUGGAAUGCACGAGCACGGACUCUGUUCGGGAAGUAAAAGACAAAAUAUAUUCGCAGUUGGGAAAAGAAUUUCCAAACAUUUUGCAUCAAGGAGACGAGAUUGUCAUUUCUUGUGAUACUGGCAUUUUAGAGGACAAUGGUUAUUUGUUUCCUAGCGAUGAAGUGAGUUUAUCUCAGAUUGAUGUAUUUCGUCGCGUGCCAGAGACCAUCACAAUUCAGACCAAAAGAGGUGAUAGUAUACCUAUUGUUGCUGUCUACAAUGGCCUUAGGACUACCAUCGUAAUACAACGAAAUAUAUCAACAGAAUAUCUACGGUAUAAAAUCGGAAAGCACAUUAAGAAACAUCCACAGGCUUUAAAGCUGAAAAUAAACAACACAAAAGUACCAGACAUCAACAAUCUUGCGAAGUUAGAUUCGUUCACCAGCAACUGCGAGAUACAGGUUGUAUUCUCAAAGAAAACCACAUUCCAAAUGAUAUUUGCAAAUGAUAGCACUGAUUCCAGAAUCGUGGACAUGUACAAAAAUGAUAAAGUUUGUCAAUUAAAGGAUAUCAUAGCUUCGUCUAUCGGAGCCAGACCUUUUGAUCUACAAUUGUGUCACUCUGGAACGCAAAUGGACGAUAACAAACGGUUGAAAGAAUACUAUAUCAGGUCUGAUGGGAUAAUCGAGGUGGUUGUACUUGAAAAUCGCAUAAAACUCAUGAUCAGAUGUUGCUGGUAUCCACCACUGAUUAUUGCCAUAGAUAAUUCGCGAAAUACCACGGUACUGCAGCUGAAGACUUUCUUAUCGACGAUACUGAACUUGAGGGUUUUCAAAAUGAACAUUGUCUUUAAAGGAACGUCUCUGCGUAACUGUGCCACUGUUUCUGAAUCAGGUAUCAGGUGUUAUAACACACUCGUUGUGUGCAUGUUUUCACACAGCGAAAGGAACAAUGACAAAGGCAUUUUUAGACGGAUCUCGUUGGACGGUGAGGGAACAGUUCAUUUGGAUGAAGCAGUUAUAAUGAUGGAUGGAGACGUUUUGGGUUUCCGAGAAUUUAAAGACUUGGAUACACUACCAGGCUAUUGUCAUCAAAAUGAUGAACGGCAGGGUUCACACAGAGGUAUACGACUCCUAGACGAUGAUCAGAAAGGAGAUGCCUUUAAGCUGUAUCGUCAGCAACGACAAAACACCGUGCGAUCAAGUCAGUCUGGGCACGUGACUUGGCACGACACGACACAUUCAACAGAAGGAUCUUCCACUAGCUCAGUCAUAUGCACCGAGAGAACAACAUAUCAGGAAGCGACCCACUGUGCUGAAAACAGAACUUCAACAACAGCAAUAUCACCGAGUUCAGUCACAAGAGAGUCACAGGCAUCGCUAGGGUCACAGAGUUUGGUAAAAAGUGAGUCACAGAGUUUGGUCAAAACAGAAUCAGAGACCGGACUCACAACAAAGCCACAGACUGUGUUUACAACAGAACAUCAGAGUGUGGUCCCAACCGAGUCACGAAGUUUAACACGUUACCAAAAUGCGGAUCAGUUUCAUGCAAAUGAAAUCAAGUCAAUGACUGUGAAAGACGGCUUUUACAACUUUACGUUUCAAGGUAGAUAUUCAACAGCAGCUGUAGAGAAACUAUUCGCGCGUGACCGUUCAUAUCCAGAUAUAUUGGCAGAGAUGACUCGGAGUGUUUCGCAGUUAUCAUUGCCAGAAAGCCCGGUAAAAGUUAUAGCUGAAAUAUUUUGA
Messenger RNA from Gigantopelta aegis, 2564 nucleotides. RefSeq lists its product as uncharacterized. Gene Ontology annotation, molecular function: protein binding. Lineage: Eukaryota; Metazoa; Mollusca; Gastropoda; Neomphalida; Peltospiridae. The record is from RefSeq and is a predicted model, not a curated record. The transcript is spliced from 5 exons. The coding region runs from base 156 to 2564 and encodes 802 amino acids.